Dovyalis caffra is the source of this 1647-nucleotide messenger RNA. The record is from the annotation of a GenBank genome assembly. Lineage: Eukaryota; Viridiplantae; Streptophyta; Magnoliopsida; Malpighiales; Salicaceae.
AUGGAAGAAUCAGCACAAAAUCUUGAGCAUGGAAAGAUAGAAUUAGUAGAAAGAGUAGCACCACCACCACCUAGAAACCUAGUGCUAACAGUGGAGGAGGUGGUAGAGGAGUACGUAGGAUCCUUCGGGUGGUCACAGUUAAUACAUGUGUUCUUGGUUUCCCUAGCAUGGGUAUUUGAUUCACAGAACACAUUGGUUACCAUCUUCAGUGAUGCCCAACCAACAGCUUGGAGAUGCAUAAAUAACUCAUCGUCGUCUUUGUGCAUGUCUAGUAGCAGCAAAGGUGACGUUUCGUCUGUUUGCGGACUCAUGCCAGGCACUUGGGAAUGGGUUGGUGGCCAUCAAAGUUCCACUAUCGCUGAAUGGGGUCUGAUUUGUGACCGCAAGUUCCUUGCUGCUAUACCUGCGUCACUGUUCUUUAUUGGUUCUCUUUUAGGUUCUGCAUUUUUUGGCUACUUAGCAGACGCAUCACUCGGCCGAAAAAGAACAGUGCUACUCUCAUGUAUCUCAUCCUCUGUCACUGGUUUUCUCACAUCCCUCUCACCGAACAUUUGGAUAUACGCGUUGCUUCGAUUCGCAAAUGGUUUUUCUCGAUCUGGAAUAGCAAUUUGUUGCAUUGUUCUAGCUACAGAAGUUGUCGGACGCAAAUGGCGCGGUCCUGUUAGCCAAUACGGCUUCUUUCUCUUCACUGCAGGAUUUUUUUCCCUCCCUUUAAUUGCCUAUCCUACAAGAAAUAAUUGGAGGGUUUUAUACAAAAUCAUAUCACUUCUCCCACUAGCCUACUCUGCCUUGUUCUUCCCUUUUAUCUCAGAAUCUCCGCGCUGGCUUCUCGUUCGGGGAAGGAGCAAAGAAGCUCUCGAUGUCUUGAAAAAAUUCGCCAGGCUCAAUGGCAGGACACUGCCUGAAAAUCUGUGUCUUGCAAAUCCAUCAGCACCUAAUGAGAGUGGCGAAAAUGAAGCGUCGACAAAAACAUGCACAAAAGAAAGCCUGUGGAGGACAAAAUGGGCUGCUAAAAGAAUGAUCACAGUCAUGGUAGCAGGUUUUGGAGUUGGUUUUGUUUACUACGGUGUUCAACUGAACGUUGAGAACCUGAAUUUCAACCUUUAUUUCUCUGUUGGGCUCAAUGCAUUGAUGGAAAUUCCUGCUAUCGUCUUUGGUACUAUCCUAUUAGGCCUCACUACCCGGCGACUCCUCUUCUCGCUAUCUGCUUUUCUGGCUGGAAUUUCAUGCCUUCUCUGCAUCAUCUUCGCUCAUGGAAAACGCGCAAAGACGGGUGAUAAAUCCAGUGCUGGGAGCUGGGUUCAACUGGCUAUUGAAGGAAUUGGUUUCAUGGCUGCUUCAAUAGCAUUUGAUGUCUUGUAUAUUUAUUGUGUUGAGCUAUUCCCAACCAACGUGAGAAACUUUGCUCUGUCACAAUCAAGACAAUCCUUGAUGUUGGGUGCUUCUAUAGCACCUUUGCUAGUUGCUGCUGGUCGCUUAAGCCCAUCUCUUUCUUUCAUCAUAUUUGGGGUCCUCUCCAUUUUUAGUGGAGCUAUAAGUUUGUGGCUGCCUGAGACAAAAAAUGCUCCUCUUUAUGAGACUUUGAAGCAACAAGAAGAAGAGGAGAAACACAAAGUUGUCGAUCGAAGUAAUAUUAAUCAGGCAUAG